AUGGUCGGGGAUAAACUAUUUCUUAAAGUAUCUCCUAUGAAAGGGGUGAUGAGGUUCGGGAAGAAAGGUAAACUGAGCCCAAGGUAUGUGGAUCCAUUUGAGAUCUUAGAAAGAAUUGGGGCAGUUGCUUAUCGUUUGGCAUUACUGCCUGAGUGGUUGUUAUUAAAGCACAGAACAGAUUCACCAGCCAUCGCAAACAAGAGGAAGCAGAGGAAGAAGGCUCAAGAAGAAGAAUCAAUCCUAAUGGAGAGGUCGUCGUCACCUACUCAACCACCGGAAGAAGAAGAAGAAGAAAGAGAAGUGAAUGUUUCUGAGUCGUCGAACAAAGCCAUUUUCUAUGUUCACCACCCACGCCAUUUCCUUCAACAACUUGUCAGGUCUCUGCUGAAAUGUCUAGGGUUUCAUGAGAUCUCAGUCCAUUACGACGAUUCUAAGAGCCUCAUAGCUUCAGAUCCUCCUUCCACUACAACAAACCAGCAGAUUGGUGCGAGUGCAGUAACAAGUCGUCGUCCUCGAAGUCGAAGGCCAGAACUAACUCCAGGACCAGGCCCUCAGACUAAUUAAUUGGAUAAGGAUAUGCCAAGUGUGAUCUAAACCAAGUCGCUUGACCUGUUUAUUUUCGGUGUGAUAUCCCCCCCCCCCUUUUUUGAAAAGGCCAACUUCUGUGUGGUAUUUAAUUUCUUAGAGAAAUUUGUUUGAAAACAUUACAAAUAGGAACAUGCUGCAUGAUAGAAAGCAUGGCAGUAAAUCCUUAUAUAUAUAUAUAUAUAUAUAUAAAUAUACAUCUCAA
Prosopis cineraria is the source of this 790-nucleotide messenger RNA. RefSeq lists its product as uncharacterized. The transcript has 3 exons. Bases 1 to 564 code for a protein of 187 amino acids. NCBI's taxonomy places the organism in Eukaryota, Viridiplantae, Streptophyta, Magnoliopsida, Fabales, Fabaceae. The record is from RefSeq and is a predicted model, not a curated record. Gene Ontology annotation, biological process: innate immune response.